UGCAGGUGCAGGUGAUGUCAGUCAGAGUUGAAGAUUCUCACCUUGUUGCACAAAUGUUGUGUCACACAAGCUGCCUUCUAGAAGCUCCUUUGUCUUUUGUGUGGCAGAAAAAUGGAGUGAAUAUAAAGUAUGGACCCAAAGUAGAAGUCACCUUGUCACCUGGAGACUACAUCACCUGUGCUGCAGAACAAGAACAACAUAUCAGCAUCUCUCCUCCCCUGUAUGUUCUGAAAAGACCCUCAGUGUCUCUGAGUCAUGCUGGUGACAUAUUGGAGGGUCGUCCCCUGACACUGACCUGUGACAUCGACAACUUUGACAACUCCUCAGCAACAGUUGAUUACUGCUGGUCCAAUAAGAAGAAUGUGUUUUCAGAUGAUGAAGUCCUCAGUAAAGGUCGACAACUGGUCUUCAAGUCCUUCAAGUCUUCAGACUCAGCAGAGUAUUGGUGUACUGUGGAGAACCAGCUGGGGAAGAAGACAUCAGAACCCGUUCGCAUUGACGUCCAACGAAUGUCCUGGAGAACGAUAAACAUCAUCAGGCUGUUCUGUUCUGCUGUUGUGGUCGUGGGCAUCCUGAUCAUACUGACUCUGGAAUUCAGGACGACAACGUCUCCCUCAUCCACCGAGGAUCCAAAUGAGCUCGUCCAGCUUGCAGAGCAGCUGGAUGAUGGCGACUAUGACGAUAUUGAUGCAGAAGACACGCUGUGACGCCCAUCGUGACAAAGUUGUUUUAAAAUAGUCCUAUUUUCACUUCCUGUGUUGGAAUGUCUAACACUGAGAGAAAAGAAUAUGAAUACUUUACUUAUGCACAGACAAAGGAACAGAGGAUAACCCUCCGACCCACCGAGCAUGGCGUUAUAAUCGAUAAUAUAAUUGACAUUUGUGGUCUUACAGAAAUACAUGAACCCACACAUCGGAACGGCAAUACAUUUGAUCUGGUUCUGGUUCGGGGUGUUGCAACUUUUAAAGUACUUCUGUGCACCACAGUGAUGCCGACCCUUACCUCAUAAAAUUUGAAGUUCUGACCAGUUUUCAAUAUUCUGAUAAUAACCAAUGCUUUAGCAAUCGUAGAAUUAGUGUUGCUAAAACCACAACUCACUCUGGUACUCAAUAAUGGCAGCGUUCCACAAUGAUGUGGACUCUUAUCGAUAGACUUACCAACGACUUUAAUGUUUAAUGUUGACUUUAAUGCCAUUGAUAACUUAGCACCGCUAAAACUGAAAAAGGCCCCUAAAAGGCACACCCCCUGGUUCACAGUAGAAACCAGAGCUCUUAAACUAUCAUGCAAAAAGCUUAAACACAAAUAACGUGCGACUAAACUCGAGGUUUUCCAUCAAGCAUGGAGUGAUGAAUUAACAACUUAUUAACACACGCUUACCUUAACUAAAACUAAAUAUUACUCCAAUUUGACCUGCCUCAAAAGACAAGGUUCUAAAUAUUUGUUUAACACAGUAACAUCGCUAACUCAACAAAUGUUUAUUUUUCCCCAGUAGCUCCACCCACUCGGCUGAUGACUUUAUGAAUUUAAUGUACCAAUAAAAUUGAGUUCAUUUGGAAGUAGAUUAAGGACAAAAUGUCCCAGCUCCGACUAGGUUCUAUAAACGCAGAUACAAAUGUAUGCAACAGGGCAAAUGCUUUCCAAAAUAAUAUCUCAUCUUUUUGAAGAAGUAACGUCAGAAGAACUCUUGCGACUCGUUAAUAGGACAAAACAAACACCAUGUUGACUCGACCCACUUCCUGGGAAACACAUCAAGGAGCUGUUUGUAAAAUAAGGACCAUCAGUGCUAAAUAUUAUUAACUUGGCACUCUCCUCUGGUACUUUUCCCUUAGCAUUCAAAACAGAAGUUAUUCAUCCUUUGCUUAAAAGACUUAACCUCGAUUCUGACCUCCUGUUAAACUACUGGCCAGUGUCGCACCUCUCCUUUAUCUCUAAAAUCUUCCAAAAAAUUGUUGCAAAAACCGCUAAAUGAAUAAUUAUCGUUUAACAACCUUUGUGAACCAUGUUAGUCUGGGUGGACUACUCUUCAAUUCAUCAGUUUGUGAUGUCCCGGCAAUGUCGAUUAGUCUUCAUGCCAGGUGUUGUCUUCCCAAUGACCCGGGCUCUUACAUUAUCAUAAAUGUCACAAUUAAAUAAGUGUACUCACACGGCAUCCAUCGCAGCCGGUCACCCAGGAGGGCGGCCCCCCACAUAUGCGGUCCCUUCCCAAAGUUUCUUCUUUUUGUCAUCCAAGGCUUUUGGAGUUUUUCAGGGUUUUGGGAGUAUGGGUUCAGAUCUGCGGAUAUCAUAGUGUUUUUUGAAGUCCUUUGAGAGACUUAAGGGCUAUGACAGUAAUAAUUCAUUGGACAAACCGAGUCAAAAAACAAUGUCAUUGAAAUUAUCCGUUUUCCAUUUAUUGUAAUUGGACAGAAAGUGGAACAGGUUUCUUGACACCUAGAUGUAAAAGAGAAAUUGUUCUUUCCAAACUGCCGACUGCCUUGCUCUCCGCUAGCCGGGAACUUAGCUGCGGGGGUGGUGGGUGAGGUACAACAUUCAACCUAUCAAGAUUAAACUCAGAACCCACAGUUCAAAUGUAAAAAAAAAAAUCAUAUUUGAUGAGAAUGUAUUGUUUUGGUUAAAUUAGGUUAAAAAUAGAGUUGGGCAAUAUGGUAAAAAAAAAAGACAUAUUAAGAUAUGAUGUAUGUAUAUAAAUGAAAUCACUAUUUUGUCAUGUUUAAAUGUUAGAAUUGUUAGUAAGUUGACUGGGACACCGGCUGUUGUUGGUCCAGUCUGAAGCUAGCAGAGGUCCAGACCGAACUUCAGCUAGCUUCAGACAGGACCUCCUGCUGGCUACAGACUGAACAACCUACAGCCGACGUCCCGGAUGACUUCCGCCUUGGCCUACUAUCUUCAGAUUUUGGUGCUUUGUUUCCUGUUAAUUAUUGUUCAAAUUUGUCACUUUUGGGGUUUAAAUAAAUGUUUGUAUACAGUUAAAUGUUAGAAAAAGUGUGUAAAUUGUGUGUGAAUUAUCAAAAAACUUUCAGAUCUCUUUUAUUUAAUUGAGUAGUUGAGAGCUGUCCUUCUUCAACCAAGCAAGGUCUUGGGGAAUUCCGCUGUGUACAUUGGAAUGCGACGAGAGGGGUUUUCUUUUGUCCUCAAAGACCUGCCGAAGCCGAGACCAGGAGGAGCUCGGGCCCGAGGCAUCGUCUUUCUUUUGUCUUCAAUGUGACCGAAAACAAUGACUGUUUAUAUACUCCCCAUUCCUGUUUUGCCGAAGCUGAAACCAGGACGAGCCCAAGCCCGAGGCAUCGUCUUUCUUUUGUCUUCAAUGUGACCGAAAACAAUGACUGUUUAUAUACUCCCCAUUCCUGUUCUGCUGAGACCAGGACGAGGCCGGACCCGAGACAUCGUCUUCUUUUGUCUUCAAUGUGACCGACAACAGUGACUGUGUGUAUGCUCCCCAUUCCUGUUUUGACAUGUGUUGUUGCGUAAACAUUGAAUAUCUAAAUAAAAGAGGAGACGAAAACCUUUUCGUCAGAACUUGGUGCAGGAACUGUGCAAGGUGUACAGAGGCCAUGUCUCUCCUCAGAUCUGAGUCCAAAUUUAA
Messenger RNA from Nerophis ophidion (straightnose pipefish), 3583 nucleotides. RefSeq lists its product as uncharacterized. The transcript is spliced from 5 exons. NCBI's taxonomy places the organism in Eukaryota, Metazoa, Chordata, Actinopteri, Syngnathiformes, Syngnathidae. Bases 15 to 707 code for a protein of 230 amino acids. The record is from RefSeq and is a predicted model, not a curated record.